Emiliania huxleyi CCMP1516 is the source of this 689-nucleotide messenger RNA. RefSeq lists its product as hypothetical. The record is from RefSeq and is a predicted model, not a curated record. The annotation marks the transcript as partial. Lineage: Eukaryota; Haptophyta; Isochrysidales; Noelaerhabdaceae. The transcript is spliced from 6 exons.
AUGACGAUUUCAGCGGCUGCCGGAUGCGCACUGCCGCCAGAGUGCUUGCGGCUGCAGAAAGGGGGGAACAAGCAGGCGAACAAGCUGCAGGCCGAGGUGCGUCAGCAUCUCUCCUCCCGCGCCGACAUCGGGCACGAGGAGAAGGGCCGUCUGCUGUACGCGCUAGACUACUCCAACCGUCGUGUCCUUCCGAGACCACGACAUGCGGGCCCGCCCGCGGCGGCGGUGUGGGAGCUGCUGCACCUGAAGCGGCUGGGGCUGCUGCUGCUCUGCGAGGAAGCGCAGAUGCAGGACGACUACGCAAAGAUGGACGCCUUCUCCGUCCCCGUCUACCGGCGCGGCUUUGCCGCGGGCGGGGCGCCCAUCCUGCAGGCGAAGGUGGUCGGCCUCGAGGAGCGGCACCCCCCCGCGCUCAUCGGCGACGUGGUGCGGCUGCGCCUCGCCGCUCUGCCCCAGUUCGACAUCCCCUGCCGGCUCGUCGCGAUCGAGAAGCGCGUGCACCUCCUCUUCACGCCUGCGCUCUCGGCCGGCCGCGCCGAUGGGCCAGAGCGGCACGACCAGCACCCGCUCUGCCCCCUGCUGCGCGACGCGUCCCUCGCCAAGCACCGGGGGGAGGCACCGCACUGCCCUCACUGCCGCCGGCUCCGCGGCUUCGUCAAAGACACGCUGCUCGCGGGCGGACUGGGCGU